Messenger RNA from Aureobasidium melanogenum CBS 110374, 1515 nucleotides. RefSeq lists its product as uncharacterized. Lineage: Eukaryota; Fungi; Ascomycota; Dothideomycetes; Dothideales; Saccotheciaceae. Gene Ontology annotation, cellular component: mitochondrion. The transcript is spliced from 5 exons. The coding region runs from base 1 to 1515 and encodes 504 amino acids. The record is from RefSeq and is a predicted model, not a curated record.
AUGGCUCUUCGGCGAGCUUUCUCGAUACCGUCAGCCAAGAAGGCAACUGGAAAGAUGCCAGACUCUCGCCCCGAGGCGGGUUCUCUAAGCAUUGAAGCACGCUACAUCGAAUUCAAUUACGACGCCCUUUGCAAAAAGGCUGUCGAGCAAUGUCCCGGCUCUCAGAGCGUCGUCGGAUGUAAGAAGAUUGAGGGAGAAUUCAACAGGGUCUUUGUGUUUACAAUGGAUGAUGGUCAGACUCUUAUCGCAAGGCUGUCCUUCUCGGUUGCCGGCCCACCUCGAUAUGUGAUUCACUCAGAGGUCGCCACCAUUGCUUAUAUCAAGUCCAAAACAUCCAUCCCAGUGCCGGACGUUGUUUGCUGGUGUGAUUCAAGCUCGAACCCGAUAGGCACAGAGUACAUUUUUAUGAAACCGGUGCCUGGCGUCCAGCUUCACGGUCGAUGGGAGACGAUGACAAGCUCAGAACAUCUCAGCUGCAUUGAAUCCAUUUCGAAGAUGAUGGCUCAAGCGACGAAGCUUGAGUUCCCUGCAUACGGCAACUUUGCGCAUGGUUUUUGUGUGGGACCUCACUGUGGUUUUACCUAUUGGAAUUGUGCACCUGGUGAAGCUUCAAUUUAUUGUCAGACCAUUGACAAGGGACCCUGGGUCGAUCUUUCCAGCUACUGCGGAGGCCUGAUUACAUCUGCUCGCUCUCGUAUCCCAGCCUCUGUACCAGAAGACCAACUGCCUUAUCAGGGCUCAAUCCAGGAUCAUGUCAGGUUCGUGACAGAAUGUGAGGCUGUUCUCUAUGAUCUCAUAAAGAGGCCUCAGGUGCAACGCGUCGCAAAGCCAACUCUGCUGCAUGCCGAUCUGCACAAAAGGAACAUCUUCGUUCCCGACAGCGAUCCCACCAAGAUCACCGGCAUCAUCGACUGGCAAUCGACAAGCAUCGAGCCCGCGUUCAUCUACGCCAACGAAACACCUGAUUUUGCAAGCUUGGUAGAUGAUGUAGCCGGAACGGCAAAAGACGAACAGGACCAAGCAAGGCAAAAGAAGCGAACGGACAUCCAGUUGUGCGCCGAAGCCUUUGAAAUAUGGAUGGAGGGCCACGCCCCAACCAUUAGCCAGGCCCGCGCGCUCGAUGACACCAUCCUGCGGCUUUUUCGCCAUUGCAAUACCUCAUGGAGGGACAGCGUUACGGCUGUUAGAGGCGACCUUAUCGACCUGGCCAAAGAAUGGAAUGCACUAGAGCUGGGAGGCUCGUGUCCCUUUCAACCGACACAGGACGAACUCGCCAUACACGAAAAGAAUCGCGAAGAUUUCGAGUCCGAUUUGAGUCUGAGAGCGUGGCUCGUGCAGAGAUUGGGCGUAACUUCGGACGGCUGGAUCCCUAUACAUGAGUUCCCACUCAUCUUACCCGCCUAUCACGAAGCGUACGAGCAGUGGAUCCAGAUUGCCAGACAGGCCGUGGUCGCUGGCGAUGCCGAAAUGUCGGUGGAAAAAGCGGAGAAGCUGUGGCCGUUCGAUGAGCGGUAA